AUCGGUUUCUCACUUUCUCAAUAAAUUAAGCAUUACCCAUUUGCCAAUUCUCUCAAAAUUCAUUACCUACCCAUUUCUCUCUUGUUUCCUCCACCGCGUCCACCGUCCCCGCCGCCGCCACCACCAAUUAAAGCCAAAACCGCCCAAAUGAAAGAGUAUUGGACUUCUUUAGCCUCUCUUCUUGGUGUAUUGGCUUUCUUCCAGAGUCUUCUUCAUGUUUUAUUUCCUCCAGAGCUUCGUUUUGCCGCUCUAAAACUCUUUAACCGAAUCUUUAGUACUUUCUCGUCUUAUUGUUACUUUGAUAUAACAGAAAUAGACGGCGUCAACACAAACGAGCUUUAUAACGCCGUUCAACUUUAUUUAAGCUCCUCUCUUUCAAUCUCCGGUAGCCGGUUAUCUCUGACCAGAGCUCUGAACUCGAGCGCCAUUACUUUUGGGUUGACGAAUAAUGACUCCAUUUUCGAUACAUUUAACGGCGUUACUGUUCAUUGGGAGCAUGUAGUAACUCAACGACAAGCGCAAACAUUUUCAUGGCGGCCAUUACCAGAAGAGAAAAGAGGGUUUACACUUCGAAUCAAGAAAAAGGACAAAUCUUUGGUUCUUGAUUCAUAUCUCGAUUACAUUAUGGAAAAGGCAAAUGAUAUUCGAAGAAGAAAUCAGGAUCGGUUAUUGUAUACAAAUUCAAGAGGUGGGUCUUUGGAUUCAAGAGGACAUCCAUGGGAAUCUGUUCCUUUCAAGCAUCCAAGUACUUUUGAGACUUUGGCUUUGGACCCAUUGAAGAAAGAAGAAAUUAUGGAAGAUUUGAAAGAUUUUGCAAAUGGGCAAGGUUUUUAUCAAAAGACAGGAAGAGCAUGGAAGAGAGGGUAUUUGCUAUAUGGACCACCUGGUACUGGAAAAUCAAGUAUGAUUGCUGCCAUGGCUAAUUUUCUUGGUUAUGAUAUUUAUGAUCUUGAAUUAACUGAAGUGCAUACUAAUUCUGAGCUUAGAAAACUUUUGAUGAAAACUAUUUCUAAAUCUAUAAUUGUUAUUGAGGAUAUUGAUUGUUCUAUUAAUUUGAGUAACAGAAAGAAAAUAAAUAACAAUAAUGGUGGGUCCAUGGGCAGAAGUUAUUACGAGUCAGAAUUAAGAUCUGGUGGUGGUGGUGCUGGAGGUGGCGGUGCUGGUGGAGGUGAAGAUGGUGGAAAUUCAAUAACUUUAUCUGGGUUAUUGAAUUUUACUGAUGGGUUAUGGUCAUGUUGUGGAAGUGAAAGGAUUUUUGUGUUUACAACAAACCACAUUGAGAAACUUGACCCUGCAUUGCUUAGAAGUGGAAGAAUGGACAUGCAUAUUUAUAUGAGUUACUGUUCAUUUCCUGCGUUGAAAAUUUUGUUGAAAAAUUAUUUGGGAGUGGAAGAAAGUGAUUUGGAAGACGGGGUUUUGAAGGAGUUGGAACAGGUAAUUGAUGGAGCUGAAAUGACCCCAGCUGAUGUCAGUGAAGUUUUGAUCAAGAAUAGGAGGGACAAGAACAGGGCUGUUAGGGAAUUGGUAGGAAUUUUGAAGGAAAAAGCAGAAAGGAAAGUCAAGAAUGGAAAUGGGAUUAGGGAAAAUAAUAAUUUGAAUGAUUUUGAAGAGGAAGAGCAAGAGAAAAGAGCUUUAGAGAGUCCUAAAGAAGGUUCUGAUUAUGAGCAAGAGAAUUGCAAGAAAGGAGAAGAUGAUGAAGAGAAGAUAAAGUAAUUAAAGAAAUUGAGGGUUUUCUAUAGCUCUUUUUUUUUCCUCUUAAUUAAAUCUUUUUUUUGUGUUGAAAGAUAAAGAUGCAAAAAGAAAGAUUGGUUCUUGGGGACUUGGGGGAGUAUUGAAUCUUGAAAAUUUUGGUGGUGGUGGUGGUGGUGUUGGUGUUGGGGGAUGCAAGCUUGGAGGGAAGUGAAGUCAAACUGUAAUGGAUAACAUUAGGUCUUCAAAUUUUCUUAAUGUUUAAUAUUAAUAUUAUCAUAUAAUAUAUAUAUUAUUAUUUAUCUAAUGUUAGUUAAAAUAAUGUAAGGAGCAUUAUAUGAUCAACAGAUAAGCUUAUUUGCAUGUGGUGUGGUUGGCCAUGUGGGAUUUUCUUAAAUGCUACUUUAGGGGCUCUAUAGAAUGACCUAACGAUGCUACUACCCCAACAAUAUCCUAUUGAGCCAGUGUCCUAAUUUUCAUGUUAAUUUUGCAGUUACGCACUAAUUGUAUAAUUUAGGGAUAUAAAUGGAUUUUUCAUUGUUGUA
Messenger RNA from Jatropha curcas, 2234 nucleotides. Its product is annotated as AAA-ATPase At5g57480. NCBI's taxonomy places the organism in Eukaryota, Viridiplantae, Streptophyta, Magnoliopsida, Malpighiales, Euphorbiaceae. Gene Ontology annotation, molecular function: ATP binding; ATP hydrolysis activity. The record is from RefSeq and is a predicted model, not a curated record.